AUGUCAGCUCAGGGGCUUGUGGCCUGCCUCUGCCAGGAGGGGGACAAGCACCUGGCCCUGGGGGAGCUGCCCUUAGCCACAGCCUUCUACCUGGCGGCCUUUAGCUGCCACGCCCCUUCAGCCGUGCAGCAUGUACAGGCUCUCCUGGCUGAGGACCCAGGGGCACCUGUCGUGGCCACCCUGGAGGCCUGGUGUCGUGGGGACAGCCAGAUCCCUGCUAUCCACUGGGAUGGCAUGGUGGUGGUCUCCCUGACUGGGCCACUGGCCUCUGCCUUCCUCGGUGCCAUUUGUCCAGAUCACCCUGCCACUGUCUUGUACCUUUUGGCUGGCCUGCUGGCCCAAGGGCGUCACGUGGAAGUGGUGCGGCGCUGUAACAAGCUGUUGGAUGCGCACUCCCAACAAGCCCUGGAGCUGCAGCUGACGCGUGCCCUGGCCUGGGUCUUGUCUGUGGACCAGGCCAGAGAGGGCAUAGCUGCCUAUCUUCAGAACUUUGCCUCCAGCGCAGACCGGACAGUGGCCUUCAUCCGUAGCCACCAGCAGCCCUACCUCCCCAGGCUGCUUGGCACACUCCAGAACUACCUCUCAGGACACUUGAAGACCAUAGGUAGUGCCAGCCAGCAAGAGACCAACUGCCGGGGACUUCUGGAAGCCCUGGACCCCAGAGGCAGCUGGAUGGGUACCAUGUCACCAGAAGCUCUGCUUCGUAGAGGCAGGUUUGAGGAUUGCCGGGCAGCAUGCAGCCGGGACAUUCAGCCUGAUUCAACAGGGAGUAGACCCAAAGGUGAGCACCUGGCAGCCCUGCUGGUCACCCGCGCGGUCGCCACCUUCUUUCAGGAUGGCCCAGUCGGGGACAUGCUGCGGGACCUACAGCAGGCCUUCAGCGAGAGCCCCGCUGGCGCGCGGAGGCAGUUCCAGGCCCUGCUGUCAGCCGAGGAACGCGAACGCCUGCAGGGGCAGGCGCAGGAGGCCGCGGACUUGGGCUUCGCCCGCUUCCUGGAGGCAGUGCGAAGUCGCGCCGAGCUGCGCCGGGAUGCGGACCGCGAGCUCUUGGUUCCCGUGACCCGCGCGCUCCGUGUCCUGCUCCGCGUGGCGCCCGCCAGACGGCGACCCGCGCUGGGCACUCGCCUGGCCGAGUGCCUACUGUUGGCCGGGGACGUGGCGGGGGCUCGCGCGCAGUGUGAGCGCCUCCUCCGACCCAGGCGUCCCGGGGAGCGCGCGGGAGACCGCACCGGAGAGCACGCGCCACUGCUGGCACUGCGCGGCUUUUGCGCCCUGCACGCGGGCGAUGCGCGGCGCGCGCGAGAGGACUUCCAGGCGGUCGUGGAGCGCGCGGCGCCGCACGCGGGAGGCUGCGUGCGCGCGCUGUGCGGCCGAGGGCUGCUGCGCGUGCUGGCUGGCAGCGCCUUCUUGGGCGCUCUGGACUAUGUCACCGCCUGCCGGCUGCGUCCGGAGGAGGCGCUGGUGGUCGCCAAAGCCUACGUACCCUGGAACCAUCGAGGGUUGCUGCUAACCGUGCUGCGGGAGGAGGGCCGCAAGAUGCUGCUGCGCUCGCCUAGCUACGCAGCGAAGGCUGCGCAGGCGCAGGAGGGGGAUGCCUACGGUGUGUACCAGCUGGCCAUGCUGUUAACAGAGAUGGAUGCAGAGGAUGAGACUUCCUGCCUCUUGGCAGCUGAUGCCCUGUACCGCCUGGGCCGCCUGGAUGAUGCUCACAAAUCCCUGCUGGUGGCUCUUUCCCGGAGGCCCCAGGCAGCCCCUGUGCUGGUGCGACUGGCCCUGCUUCAGCUGCGGAGGGGCUUCUGCUAUGAUGCCAACCAGCUAGUAAAGAAGGUAGCCCAGUCUGGAGACACUGCCUGCCUCCAGCACACGCUGGAUAUCUUCCAUCAUGAGGACCUGCAGCUUCUGCAAGGCCACUGCCAUUCACGGGCAUUACGUAUCCUGUGGGCCCGGCCAGGUGGGUCAGACAGUGAGGCCCACACCAGGGAAGCCAUCGCCUAUCUCUCUUUGGCCAUCUUUGCUGCAGGAAGUGGAGCCAGUGAGUCCCUCCUUGUCCGAGCCCGCUGUUACGGGCUCCUGGGUCAGAAGAAGACGGCCAUGUUUGAUUUCAACUCCAUACUUCGGGAGGAACCAGGGAAUGUGAAAGCUCUGUGUGGGCGAGCUCUCCUGCAUCUGGCCCUGGACCAGCUGCAGGAAGCUGUGGAUGAUAUGGUCUCCGCCCUGAAGCUUGAUCCGGGCACUGUUAUCCCCGAGAUCCUCUCCCUGAAGACAGAAGUUCAGUUGCCCCUUACCCAGGGCCUGUAUACCCACUGCCGGGUCCUCCUGAACCAGUGUCUGGACACUGGGGUGCCCCUUAGGGAAAAGGACACCCAAGGCCUCCUUGCCAUGGGGGAGGCACUGGUUAGAAUCAAUGCUGCACAGCCCAGUUGGCACCUGCUUCUCACAGACAUCCUCACAGGGCUGGGCAAUUAUCAGGAGGCUGGCACCCACUUGCAAGAAGCCCUACACCUCACCCCAUCAUCAGAGGCUGCUCAGGCCCGGAGAGGCUUGCUCCAGCUUAAAAGGGGAGAUGUAUCAGCUGCUGCCCAUGACUUGCAGUGCCUGGCAGAGAUAGAUACUCAGGAGCUCGGCUUCCUGUUACGUCUCCUUGAAUCCCCAGAGCGGCAGAGUCUCAUGCAGGCCGCUGCCAAGGAAGCAAGCAACCUCUUGGAUUUAGGGAAUCCGGGGCAGGCACUGAGCUACUGUUCUUUGGCCAUCCUGGCCGGAGAGGGCAAUCCUUACCAUCUGCGUCUCCGAGUGGCCUGCUUGACCCAGCUGCGGGAGUAUGACCGGGCGCUCAGGGACCUGGACCGGGUGCUGCAGCAGCCUGUAGAGUACAGUGACCUGCCAAGAAGGACAGAAGAUUUCUGCACCCGGGGUCGCCUGCUUCUGAGUCUGGGGGAUAAGGAUGGAGCCUCAGAGGCCUUUACCCAGGCUUUGGCCCUAGCACCAGCCCAGGCUCAAAGCAGCCUGCUGGAGCAACCAGGCCGGGCCACGACAGCCAGUGUGUUUCUGAUCCGUGGGCAGCGCUGUCUAGAGGAGCAGCACUUGGAGGAGGCCUGGACAGCAGUCCAGAAUGGACUCCUGGUAGACCCCAGCCACAGUGGGCUAAAGAAGCUGAAACUGAGGACUCGCAAGGUGGCCGCCUCUGGCUGCAGGCUGCACUAA
This is a messenger RNA of Grammomys surdaster, 3201 nucleotides long. RefSeq names its product tetratricopeptide repeat domain 34 (gene Ttc34). The coding region runs from base 1 to 3201 and encodes 1066 amino acids. Gene Ontology annotation, molecular function: protein binding. The transcript has 8 exons. NCBI's taxonomy places the organism in Eukaryota, Metazoa, Chordata, Mammalia, Rodentia, Muridae. The record is from RefSeq and is a predicted model, not a curated record.